UAUAUCGCUUUUAGUUUUGACAGUAACUGUAAUAUUGGUUCACAUCAGCAUCUUUGUUAAUUGUUUAGUCAGUUCUAUUAUGAAAAGCGAGAAGUUGGCGACUGAAUUAAGUUCGUGGUUUCCCUUGGAUUCAUCAAUUUCUGGACCUAUUUUGGCCACUUUACACUUCAUUCAAGAUUUUUUAAUAUCUUCUUGUUACUUGGUAACACCUAGCUUAAUUGUUUAUUGUUGUAUAUUUCUUAGCAUGUGCUUUAAAAAUUUAUCCGAUCGCUUAAAAUAUAUAAGGCAAUCUAACCUAAAUGAGUCUUUACGUAAUUUAGAUAAAGUUAAAAUUCGUUACUUCAAGCUAUUCAAUAUUGCAGAAUUGUUGAAUAAGUGCUUUUCUGUCGAACUUUUUAGAAUAUUUACAUCUAACGGUUUAGUUUGUUGCAUCUCGGCAUAUUACAUAGUCACUAUUAAUCAAAAUUUAGACACUAGAAUUAGUUACAUUAUGAAAUUUAUAUUCAUGUUUCUGUUAAUGCUCUUACCUGCUCUCGCAACAACUUCAAUGGCAAACAAGGCAUUUUCGCUCUUUGAUGAAUUAAAUCAAUUUUCCUUUCAAUUACCUCGAGAAGAACGCCAAAGUGUCAUAUCAUUGAUGCUUAUAUGUCAAAAUCAAAGACCAACUUUGACAGGAUGGAGUUUUUUCGACAUAAAUUUAGAUCUCAUUGUAUCCAUUACGGCAACAAUUAUCACAUACACGGUCAUUCUAGUCCAAAGCAACUAGGAUCUUUUUAAUACAGAAGGUAUCUGUAAUUGCCAAGAGAAAUUUUAAUUUAUAAUAGCCGUUAUUUAAAUCCUUUGAAUUAUGUAAAAUUGUUCUCUCGAUUAUUUCCAUACUAAUUAAUAGUAUAUUUAUAGAAUA
Centruroides sculpturatus (bark scorpion) is the source of this 904-nucleotide messenger RNA. RefSeq lists its product as uncharacterized. Gene Ontology annotation, cellular component: axon; neuronal cell body; dendrite. Lineage: Eukaryota; Metazoa; Arthropoda; Arachnida; Scorpiones; Buthidae. The transcript has 4 exons. Gene Ontology annotation, biological process: sensory perception of taste. The coding region runs from base 80 to 766 and encodes 228 amino acids. The record is from RefSeq and is a predicted model, not a curated record.